This is a messenger RNA of Recurvomyces mirabilis, 1218 nucleotides long. RefSeq lists its product as uncharacterized. Lineage: Eukaryota; Fungi; Ascomycota; Dothideomycetes; Mycosphaerellales; Teratosphaeriaceae. The transcript has 2 exons. The record is from RefSeq and is a predicted model, not a curated record. The coding region runs from base 1 to 1218 and encodes 405 amino acids.
AUGGCACGCAAACCAGGUCGCAUCCUCCCCUUCCGCAUACCGUUCUUCCGCAUCUUUUACAGCACGACCUACACCAUCCUCUACGCCAUCGAGAUUCUUCUCUUAGCCAUCACACCCGCAAGUCUGAUCUAUUCAGCGAUCGUCAACCGGGCCUUCCAGUACAUCCUCAUAGUCGGCAGCGUCUACGUCUUAGUCGCACUACUCGCCACCUUCAUCUACAGCAGCAGACUGUACACAAACCGUACAGUCCUGGCCGCAGUGGGCAAAGCAUACAUACCGGUGGAAGAAGGAGAGGUGGGCAAAAAUGUCAGGAAGAUGAUUGUCAAGCAAUUGGAGCGCAGUGCUAUCAUUGCGUGGGAGGCAAAGCCCCGGAACGCAUUUGGAGAAAUCUAUGCUGCCGAGCAGAAUGGUGUCUUACCUGCCGAGACUCACAGUGUCAACCACAACGACUAUACUGUGGGUAGGAUUAUACAAAUCGAUCCUGCGCAGCCACCGUGGGGGAUAGUCAGACAUGCUGGCUGGAGCAGUCCAAGCCAGAGGGAUGAUAACAAGUAUCCCAACGUACAAUUCGCGGAUGUGAUUGCAGAAAUGCCGAACCUUAUCGAAGCGAAGGCAGCUCUUGCGGACUCUGCUGUGGUAGAGCUUCUGACCCGGCCAACGACAAUGGGCAUGCGCGACUACAUCAAGCAGCUGGCUUAUCUUGGCUUGAUCAAUCCUGCAGACAUUGGUGACGUGUUCAUGCGACAAUACGAGCAUGCGCGCUUUUGCGGUCGUCCAGUCACCGAAUAUGAGUUCGCGGAUCUCAUGGCCACAUUUUCCGAACUGCUGGCUGGCAUGGUGGAACUGGACCAAACAAUCUUUGAGCAAAUACGGAGUCAGACAGCAGACGAUGUAGAAUCGGAUCUUGACGAGCCAGAACCAGCACGAUCGCGAUCAGUGAGCGCUGCCCAAUACCUGACACCUCGCGUCCGAUGCGGGUAUUCUCCAGCAACCUCUGCACUCAGCGUGCCAAGUCCUGUCACUGCCCGAGAACAUGUUUCCAGAUCGGCGACACCGUACAUGCACGGUCAGAGCAGUAGUCUCGAAAGCUUUAGCUCUGUGAUUCACAACUCGCCUAGUCAUGCGCCGGCGCCUAUGCCAGCCAUGAAUACAGGCUCGUCUAGCUUGGUGGACAGCGAUGCCGGUAGUGUCAUACAUCAUGACAUGGACGCAGGCUGA